Messenger RNA from Musa acuminata AAA Group (dessert banana), 4183 nucleotides. RefSeq lists its product as uncharacterized. Lineage: Eukaryota; Viridiplantae; Streptophyta; Magnoliopsida; Zingiberales; Musaceae. Gene Ontology annotation, molecular function: protein binding. The record is from RefSeq and is a predicted model, not a curated record. The transcript has 5 exons. Bases 2271 to 3740 code for a protein of 489 amino acids.
CUCCUUUCUAUCGCGGUCCGUCCCAACGAUGGUUUCUUCGUCGGUUGGUGGAGGUGGGUGGUGGCAGGCCAUCUGCCACCGGUCUCCCUGCCUAUGCAAUCGCUCGAUCCUCUCGAUCGAAAGGGUUCCCAUCCGAUGUCGUCCACCGGCGGCGGUUCCGGGCUUCGGAUCGCGGCUGUGGCGAAUGGAUGCGGUGAAGGAGGAGGAGGAGGCGGAGGGAAUUGACCACUUCGGUCGGCUGCCAGAAUCCGUGCUGCUCAUCGUUUUCAAGAUCGUCUCCCGCCGCUUCCACGUGCUCGUCCCCCUGAUCGAAUGCCUCCUCGGCCACGUCGAUUGCGUAAUCUCUGACGAACCAUCCUCCGCCUCCGGGGCAAUUCCCGCGGCGUCUUCUCCCACGUGCCCGCAUUGUGUUCGGCGGCAUUGUCAAACCUUUGCAGGCCAUCGGCCAGAUUCUCGCCCCCCUCCGCCGUCGUUGCCACCAGACCGAGGUGCUCGCUGUCCUCCCUCUCGUCGUCAGUGGUGUCCCACCACUCCCGGUUGGAGGUCGUGAAGAACCUUAAUGAGAUCCGUUGCCUCCGGACCGAGCUCCCUGUUGGAGAGCUCGACGUCGGCGACGGCGUCCUUUUGAAAUAGAAGGUCGAAUUGUGGUCGACCCUCCACAGCUGCGUCUUACUUGGCGCGUCUUCCAUCAUCCCCUCGUCUUCCAUCUCGCCCAAAUCCUUGAUCGCUAACCUAAUCCUAGCUUCCAUGUUGCUUGUGGAGGUGAUGAUAGCCGUAGCAUCUCGGAGUUGUACACCAAUUGAAGCUUGAAGCCUAGGGUGUUUUGGAUGACCAGCUCCCUGAUAGCCAUCUCGGCACAGCAUUACCUCUGGUCGAUCACUUUAGAGCACGAGACGCUGGAGAACUUAGAGCUCAUGAACAUGGAUGGUCAGGGGGUGCUAACGACGGACCAGUAUCAGCAUCAACGAGUUGCCAUCAAACCGUCGUUCCAGCACUCUCAUCUGGAGCUUCCUGGAGGAUUGGUGCUGAAGAGGGCAACACUGGUGGCCGUCAAGCCAAGCGAGGUGUGGGGUAGGGAAGUUGCCAAUGAUGGAGGUUGUCAACAAGCUAUAUGGAUUUCUAAUGCAUUUGAAGAUCCAUAUAUACAGGUCUUCAGGGAGGAUGCUUGUCAAGAAGAGGAUUUUCUAUCUGGAGAUGAGUUCCAUAUCGGGUUAGAAGAGAUAAACUUAAGAGACAUUUGACCUUUUACAAAUCUCAACAACAACAAAAGAUCCAUAUAGUUGAUCCUAACUAGUUGGGAGUGGGAAACUCUGUCUCCUAUCCCAUCUUAAUGAUGUGUUGAGGGGUUCAUGAGGGAGGAAUGUCUUCGAGAGAGAUAGCAUGAACAACAAGCAUCUCAUGUUUGUUCAUAAGUGUUGACAUCUGGUCUAUAAUUCAAUGCUACAUGAAGACAUAUGAUCGGUAAGGCAAUUACUAAAUGAAGAUUAAGUGUCUCCACUAAAAUUAGGGUGGCAAUUCACAAUUUAAUGCCAGAUGUUCAAUAGGCAAGUCUCUGUUUUUGUCAGAAGUGCUAACUUAUACCUGUGUAACUUUCAAGUCUUAUUAUAUCAAAUCUUGGUGCUAUAAGUUUCUUAUGGAAAAUGUUAUUCUUACUUUAUGUAUCACAUAUGAUAUGAAAUUAUUUCUUUUUUUGUGUUGCCACAUGCUGAUCAGCAAUUAAGAUUGUUGUGAUGCUGAUGACACUUUGCUUUAUUACUUGUUUCAGAUACCAUGAACAACAUGCAUCUCAUGUUUUUUCUUUUUGUUUUGCUCAAGUUUUCAUAUAUGAUCAAUAAGUCAGUACUAAAUAAAGAUUGAGGGUGGCAAUUCACAAUUUAAUGGCAGAUGUUCUACAGGCAAUGGUCUGUUUUUGUCUUGUAUCAUAAGUGACUCUGUAACUUAAGAUGUUGACUUUUGGUCAAAUCAAUUUUAUCAUGUUUACUUUUUAUUAUUUGUGUGCAGAGAGGGGUGCUUAGCAAAAGUCAUCUCAUCGAAACGUGUCGGAUAUGUGCGCUUCGUUUUCCAUUGCCGUGUUAUCACAUUUUGCUACAAGUCAAUUGGGCUCGGUAAGCAUUAAAGAAGGCAACAGGAACGUCCACCCGUUCGUUCCCCAUUGUUGAGCCGGUCAUCCCUUCCCGGCCGCCAGCCAUAUUCGACCCAAAGUUUACAUACAACGCCCCGCGCCUGCUAUAGUCGCCGACGUCGACUCUUUCAUCGAGAGGAUACAGGCGAUGAAGCCAUGGAUCAAGAUCCUGGUCAUGGCGCUCGCCGGCGCCGUCGUCUUCCUCCUCCUUCCCCUCCUGUUCUGGUGUCGUCUGCGUCGGCGACUGGUUCCCCGGACCGCGGAAACGAGUCCUCCUCAGAGCCUGCAAUCCGGGAUCGCCAGGCUUCAGCUCGCCCACGGAUCGAACACCAGCGGAAAGGUGGGUCGUCUCUUCCACCACCACCUCCACCACCGCCCGAGCCAAGGCCAGGACCAGGACCACGUGCCGACACCUUUCUGUUGGAACGACCAUCCCGGGCUCGUGGUGGAGGCGGUGGAGAACGGGUGGUCGCGGUUCGUGUUCGCGGCCGGGCGAUCGCCGGACCACUUGCACCCCCGCUGCGCCCCGGUCUGGGGCCUGUGCGUCGUCUGCGACGGGGAGAGCGACUCCGUGGAGACGAGCUGGGAGGUGCCCGUCGGAUCGGCGGACUUCCUGCAAACGGUUCGGCUCAAUCCGAGGGCGCGGAGGAGCGGCAGCACUGGUAGCAGUCCACUCCUCCACGGCGAAUCUAUCUCCAUCGCGAGGAUGCUUCUCCCCUUGCCCGGCCCGUCUCUGCGCGUCUCCUCCUUCCCGCAAGAUGCCUACUUCGAGAUCACCAUCUUGUACCUGAAACCACACCAACAGCAGCAAUCGUCUUCUCGCGCCAGCAGGAGGGCCAAAGCCGACGCCGGCGGCGAGAGCGAACGCGCGAAGCUGAUCGCCGGCAAAUUCUUGGAAUCCCCGUCCGACUCCACGGCCCAUGACACCGUCACUCCCACCGUAAUCGACAUCAACAGUCCAAACCACGGAUCCAAAUCCACCAAAGAGGAGGGAGGCAAACAGAGACACAGCAGUCUUCUCUCCUUUGGCCUCACCCAUGGCGGUUCGCUUCCCAGUCGACCAUCGCCCGGGACGUAUCGGGGAUCCAUCGGCUUCCACUCCGACGGCUCUCUCCAUCUCGACGGAAUGAAGCUGGUGUUCGAGUCGGAGAAGGCCGAGUGGGCAGAGGUGAACAGGGUGAUCGGCUGCGGCUUCGACCCCAGCAAGAAGAAGGUCUUCUUCACGGUGGACUCGGAGCUGAAACACGUCAUCCACUGCAACUCCGACACGUACAAGGCCCCGCUGUUCCCGCUGAUCUCAGCAAACGCCGACGCCAUGUUGCUGGUCAAUCUGGGCCAGAGCAAGUUCAAGUACGAGCCGGCAAACGCACGUCGAACGCCGAAUCCCUGCUUCAUCCGCUCCUCCUCGGUCGACGGUGGCGCCAACACCAUCGGCUACGAGGACAGCCGCGAACUGUUCUCGAUGGGGAGGAUCGACUCCGAGUGGGUUGAUGCGGUCAAGAAGAGCCAGAGCAGCAGCAGCAGCAAGAAGAGCAACGUGAACUACAACAACGACGGCAGCACCGUCAUCGAUGUGGAUGCCGAUUCUGAUCUCUUCGAGAUCUCCCUGCACAUUUGACAGAUCAUGUUGUGCUUAGAAAAAUGUUACGACUCCAGCGGUGGAAGCAGACGUCAUUGGAUUGCUUGGUGCUGGUGACGCCGGCCAUUGCAGGUGUGUGAUGGAGAGAGAAAAGAUAGCAACACGGAGAGUCGCAUAUCGCGUCUGUUGUUGCACUAAUGAUUCAGGACGCAAGAAAACGAGAGUGCUUUCUUGCGAAGAUAGGACUGACAUCAUUCAUCUGUGCGUGCUAAUUUAGUCUCCUGUUCAUAAAAAUAACACAGUUGCUGUUGCAGUACGAGCGGAGUGUUUCAACUCCUUCUCGUUGAUGGCCUUCUUUUUUUCUUUGUUUGUUUGUUGUUGAUCAAUACACUUUGUAAUUUUCGUUGAUGAGUUCAUCAAGAUGAUAAUUUUGUACAAGUUGGGUUAUUAGAAACAAUAAAAGAAAACCCAUUAGAAUACGA